AUGCCGUCUUCUGCAGAUAACGCGGCCCCACGUGGUGGCGCGGUUUCGGUUGCCGUGGCGCUGCCGUCGGACUGGACGGUGAACGAGCGUCAGAUGUGCGACCUUGAAAUGAUAAUUAGUGGAGCCUUCGCUCCUCUCCAGGGUUUUAUGGGUCUUUCCGAUUACCAGAGUGUCUUGAACUCCAUGACGCUGACAAAUGGCGAAGUGUUUUCAUUGCCUAUUGUGCUCGCCAUUCCCAAGGCCUGUUGCGGGGAAACGGCAGCCACAAAUGUUUAUUGGAUGAGUUCAGCGCCUUCUGUCAGCAACAGCCAAGGCCGUAUGAUGCUGCGAGACGUGGUGGGAACCGUCAUUGCUCAACUAGACGUGGAGAGUGUUUAUUUGCCGGACUUGGAAGAGGAAAUGCAAAAGGUAUUGGGAACCACCGACUACAACCACCCGUACGUGAAGUAUCUCCGCGAUCAUCACUCCGACUGUUAUUACGUAGGAGGAAAGAUCACCCCUGUGAAUCCCAUUGUACACUUCAACUUCGAACACUACCGCAUGGCGCCAGCAGUUUGCAAACAAACCAUCAAAGACAGGAACUACGAUGUCGUCGUUGGGUUUCAGACGAGAAACCCCCUUCACAGGAGUCACUACGAGCUCAUUAAACACGCGCUUCAAACGGCAGCAGCAACAGAGAAGAAACGCCCUAUGCUGCUUCUCACGCCUGUCGUUGGGCCUACACAACCGGGAGAUGUUCCUUAUUACCUCCGCACUCGCUGCUACGAACACGUAAUUCGCUAUUUUGAACAAGACCCUGACUGCAAAUUCCCUCACCUCUGCCCCACCUCAGCCAGCACCCCCAACCGCAGCCCUCCUCGCACUCAGCAGCCUGCCUCAGGCGCCUCCACCACUUGGAGAGGGGAAGCGACAGGAGGAGAUGAUCAGUCUAGCAACGCGAUGCUCGUACUCAUUCCUCUUGCCAUGAGAAUGGCAGGCCCCAGAGAAUGCGUUCUGCAUGCACGCAUUCGAAAGAAUUACGGAUGCACCCACUUCAUCGUUGGCAGAGAUCACGCAGGACCUUCAACGAGAAAGCAAGACGGAACUCCUUUCUACGGCCCGUAUGACGCCCACAAGCUGCUAGCCUCUGUUGCAUCUAAACUCGGCAUAACGCCAAUCUUUGGAGAGGAAAUGCUUUAUGUAGGGGAGGAGCACGGAGGGUUUAUACCUGCAGGCCGUCUUGAAGAAAUUAAGCGGCAAAAUCCCAACGUUGAAGUUCAUUCUAUUUCAGGAACGGAGUUCCGAAAACGCCUCACUACGAGAAUGCCAAUUCCCGGAUGGUUUUCCUUUACCAGAGUUAUCGAUGAGCUCCAGCAGUUCUACAAGCAAAACCACGAAAGAGGGCUUUGCGUCUAUUUUACUGGCUUGCCAUGUUCAGGUUCGCGCCAGACGCCGCUGCAGCAGCAAACUGCAGCAACAAUCUGGCAGCAUUCAAAGCUGUUCCUACGCCGCGGCGGCAGCAGCAGCGACAAGAGAAACACCACAAGGGGAGCGUUUGUUUGCUGUUGUACAUUGAUUGCAGGGAAGAGUACUCUUGCAAAUGCUCUGGAGGCAGCUAUUCUCGAGAACCGUAAUGAAAGACGCAAAAUAACUCUUCUUGAUGCCGAUGUCGUGCGCCAACAUCUCACAAACGUGCGGCGUAUCGGAUAUAUCGCCAGCGAAAUUACGAAACACGGGGGUAUUUGCAUUGUAGCAAACAUUGCUCCGUACACCUGCGACAGGGAAUUCAACAGGAAGCUCAUUGAGCAAGAAGGAGGGGUGUACGUUGAGGUGUACGUUUGCACGCCGCUGUCAGUGUGCGAGGAACGCGAUAUAAAGCACUUGUACAAGAAAGCAAGACAAGGCAUAAUAAAACAAUUCACAGGCGUCUCUGACCCUUAUGAGGCGCCGCAGCACCCCGAACUGACGAUCGAUUCCAGUUCCGAUAUUAAAGACAAAGUAGCGCAAGUACAUCAAUAUCUGAAGGAGCAGGGAUAUGUGGUAGAAGCCCCCCCGCUAAGCAAGUGCUGCUAA
Messenger RNA from Eimeria acervulina, 2052 nucleotides. Its product is annotated as sulfate adenylyltransferas-adenylylsulfate kinase, putative. Gene Ontology annotation, molecular function: sulfate adenylyltransferase (ATP) activity; ATP binding; adenylylsulfate kinase activity. The transcript is spliced from 7 exons. Gene Ontology annotation, cellular component: cytoplasm. The record is from RefSeq and is a predicted model, not a curated record. Bases 1 to 2052 code for a protein of 683 amino acids. NCBI's taxonomy places the organism in Eukaryota, Apicomplexa, Conoidasida, Eucoccidiorida, Eimeriidae.